Molecule: messenger RNA, 843 nt
Organism: Ustilaginoidea virens
Lineage: Eukaryota; Fungi; Ascomycota; Sordariomycetes; Hypocreales; Clavicipitaceae
Exons: 2
Coding region: 1-843 (280 amino acids)
Source: RefSeq, a predicted model, not a curated record
AUGGCGUCCAGAAUAGUCCCGCGGAGCGUCAAAGACGCAACUCGCUUCACGUCAACCACUCCUCAUGCCACCUCCAAAUCCGCAGUGGCAAGAACCCCCCCCUCGGCUACUCCCAGACCCUCCCCCCGAGUCCCCGGCGAGACGCCAGAACAGAGAGUCCGACGCUUGCGGCAGGCACACCUAGCCGCGCAAAAAGCUCAGGUCAGUCGAACGGAUCGUAUGAUCGACGCAUCCAGGAGAUUCCUGGAUGUUGCUCACCGUUGGACUGUGGGGGGAAUCGUCGUCUUCACAGCCGUUGCUGGCGUGGUCAGCGUUUACUCGGUCUGGGACAUGCUGCAGUACAACCGUGCCCGUCGCGCCGAAUGGAUCGAGGCCCAGAGGAAGCUGGAAGCCGACUCCCUCGCCGCCGCCCGAAUAGCGUACCUCAGGGGCGAUGCCACCGAAGAGCAGGUUCUUCUCGUCGAGGAGGCGAACCGUGACGCCCAGGAGAAGGGCGUCAAACUUCCGCCGCUGCUGUCGCCCCCCGAGCACAGAACGCAUUUCGAGGAGCACGUCAAGCCGACGUUUUCCAGGCCCUCCGAGGAGCCGGGCCGGAAGACGGAUGGAAAAGGUGUCCUGGGCAUCUUUUCCGGGAUUUUUGGUGGCUCGCAAACUGCCCAGGCUUCGCCCUCGGCAGGAUCCGACGAUGGUGGCAGCAUUCAGUCAAUGGAAUCUAAUAAAGCCAGGGAUGCGCGUGAAAGCGAGAAGCGGAAUCAGGUCAUGGGCGGUAGUCUGGAUCAGUUGGGUUUGGAGACCGACGCUUCAGCGCCCAAGUCGGGAAAGCGAGGCUGGUGGCCCUGGUAA